This is a messenger RNA of Cryphonectria parasitica EP155, 1107 nucleotides long. RefSeq lists its product as uncharacterized. Bases 1 to 1107 code for a protein of 368 amino acids. The transcript is spliced from 3 exons. Gene Ontology annotation, biological process: guanosine tetraphosphate metabolic process. NCBI's taxonomy places the organism in Eukaryota, Fungi, Ascomycota, Sordariomycetes, Diaporthales, Cryphonectriaceae. The record is from RefSeq and is a predicted model, not a curated record.
AUGGGAAAGGAAGACGAGGCGUUUGAGCGGCUACUAGUUGAUUUCACGAAGAGACGCCGCAAGCGAAUGCGGAGCCUCGAGGCGCACCUCAAUGAAACCAAGAGAAUCCUCGAGUCGGAGAUGGAUGUACAGCACACACCCAUCUCGGCCAGACUCAAGGACGAAGACAGCGCCUUGAAGACGCUACGUCGGCGUCAGGAAGAGCGCAAGCAACUGCAGGAGCUGGAGAACUUGGAGUGGAACAUGGAGAACAAGGUAGCCGAGGCCAGUCCCUUCAAGUCAGUCGACCAAAUGUUUGGGGCAACGCACGACCUGGCCGGCAUCCGUAUCUCUGUCUACUUCCCGGAUGAUGUGCAAAAGGUGGUGGCUUUCCUCCUGCGGCGCUUUGGGGUCAGGUGGCCGAGCCAGAAAGGGGGGCUCACAGACGAGUUCCAAAAGAUCCGGGAGCUCCGCAGAAUCACGACGGGCUCGGCUUUUGAGUCGCCGUUUGGCGGGUACAAGGCCACGCACGUCGUGAUCAAGAACCCGCCCGACUUCGACGAACACGCACGCGGUGACCCUAUUAUUCCUAUCGAAGUCCAGAUCGGCAGUGUCAUCAUGCACGCAUGGUCUGACAUUGAGCACGAUAUUUUAUACAAGCCGUCUGAUAUGGGCGAGACGUCCCCCGACGUGGUUCGCAUGCUGAACCUGAUGAAUGGCAUCGUCAUAACGGGCGAGGUAGCGCUCCAGCAGCUCGCGUCCGUGGUGGCCACUCAGACGACACGCCGGGCCGAAGACCGCACCAAGAAGGCCUUGGGGUGGGAGUACAUGACUCCGUGGCUCGACAAGUACUUCAUAGACCUCAAGAUCGACCUGCCACCCGGGAAUCAGUGGAGAUCAACGUACUGCCUGUUCGUGAUCCUCAGAGCCACCAACCAGCAUACUGACGGGAGGUUAGAAGAGCUUCUCGAGGAAAUGAAGCCAGGAUCGCAAGAGAAGUUACCCGUCAUGAUCCUGCAGCACCUCGGCCAGGACACAUACCCCUUCCAGGACCGACCCUUUGCAGGAAAACAAAAUCACGGACGCUCCCACUCUGAGCGCGAGAUACUGGGCCACGUGUCUUGUUAA